Molecule: messenger RNA, 647 nt
Organism: Ipomoea nil (Japanese morning glory)
Lineage: Eukaryota; Viridiplantae; Streptophyta; Magnoliopsida; Solanales; Convolvulaceae
Exons: 2
Coding region: 204-608 (134 amino acids)
Source: RefSeq, a predicted model, not a curated record
UUUCUGUGCGUUUGUAACAUGUGUUUCGUAUAUAUAGGAGAGAUCAGAUAAACAUCUACACGUACCCCCACUCAAUGCAAUAACUCAUCACAUCUCUCUCUAGCUAUCUCCCUCUUAUUCACUUCAUUUCUAGCUUCUCUUCGCUUUGCUUAGCUUGCCCCUCUCUCUCUCUCUCCCUCUGUUUAUCUUUGUCUCUAUCUCUAAUGGUGGAUCAUUACCAAACUGUGUGCGCUAUGUGCGGCGACGUUGGCUUCCCUGAAAAGCUCUUCCGCUGCUCCAAGUGUCACCGCCGCUUUCAACACUCGUAUUGUAGCAACUACUACUACUACAGUGAGCAAUCGGAUCCGGUGCAGGUGUGUGAUUGGUGCCAAAGCGAGCAAAGGAGCUGGAAGCAUGGCGGCGGCGGCGGCGGUCCUUCGAGGAGGUUAACCGGCAGAAGUGAUUCGGGGACCAACCGGUCGCAAUAUUCCGGUGACAAAAUCAAACAGCACGACCGAGAAGAAGGCAUGGAAAAGUCACCUGGGAAGAACCCUGCUGGUGGCGCUGCGUCGUCUUUGCCACGGACCCCUACUCGCCGGUACAAACUUCUCAAGGAUGUUAUGUGUUGAAGACUAGCUAGCUUAAUUAAUUAGAAACAUAUAUAUAUA